AUGGCGUCCCUUACGCCACCUGUCUCCAUCCGCCAUGGAGUCAGGUGUGUGACGGCGAACGGGGUGAAUGUGGAGGAAGUGCUACUUGCAGUUGGACAGGAGAUCGGCUAUGAAAACAUUUCAUCUGCCUCGCGAAUGAAUAAAGCGGUGGUUGUGUUUUUAAAAGAAGAGAACCACGUGAAUCAUCUUAUAAGCAGCGGAAUAGUGGGAAGUGGAGACUUUGUUACUGUUUUGCCGCUGGUUGCUCCAACUAUUAAGGUGACUGUGUCAAACGUGCCGCCUUUCAUCCAGAGUAAUGAGAUAGAACGAGAGCUUUUGCGAUUAUGCUACGGUCUGUGUCCUCACAUGACAGUGGAGAACAGAGAUCGCCUGAGAGUUCGUGACCUGCUGACGGCGUACUACGACCUCGACUACCACCACAACCCCCGCGGGUCCAGCUACUGGAGGAACAGGGUGAUGAAGGUGGCGUCCAAAUACACUGGGCGGGGCCUGACGUUCUCAGUAGCCAAUAAGAAGGACUUCCUGUCUGAGCUGGAGGACGACUUCGGUCUGGGAACGUCAGACGGAGGAGAGCUGCCGUUCGUCACAAUCCGGACCAAACUGGGCCACAAGUACACCAUGAGAGAGGAGUUCACGAGGGACGGUCUGUCCCUGGAGAGGUUUCUGGACGAUUACUUCGCAGGUCGACUCAAACGUUACGUCAAGUCUGAACCCGUACCUGAGAGAAACAGCGGCGCUGUCAAGGUGGUUGUUGCAGAGUCUUUUGAUGACAUCGUCAAUGAUCCAGACAAAGACGUUCUGAUCCAGUUUUACUCUCCGUCCUGUCCACACUGCAAGAAACUGGAGCCGGUCUACAGAGAGCUGGCUGACACCCUGUACUAUGACCCUCACAUCGUGGUCAGUAAGAUGAACGCAGCCGAUAACGACGUCCCGCUGGGUUACGACGUCCGCGGGUAUCCCACCAUUUAUUUCGCCCCAGCCGGUAAAAAGGACGAGCCCAUAAGAUACGAGGGGGGUCGAGAGCUGAAAGACUUCCUGAAGUUCCUGAAGCGUGAGGCGAGCCACGGUCUGGUCUCCGGCGGCUCGAAAGACGAGCUCUGACGCAUUUCCAUCCACAAACAGGACUGACUACAGGGACGCAACCAACUGGUCUCAAGUACUGAUCCUGCUGACGGACCUGGACCUGAAUCUGGACUUGAGACAGGAAAUGAUUUCUCAUUUACCAGAAAAACACCCAUCCACUAUGAUGUCAUAGAUGACAUCACCAGGCUGCCUGCUGAGUCACUAGAAAAUAGGGUUUUAUAUAUAUUUACACGUUUUGUAGGCUGUUGAAAGGCCCUCUGGGAAAUGCAGUAAUAGAGAGCGGCUGAUGUGAAUAUUUGAGGCUGACGACAAUAAUAAUAAAUUAGCUGAUAUUCAGUUUUUAACAAAUACAAGAAUCCCUUAAUGUGGUUAGAUUUGUUCUGGACACUACGCCGUAACCUGCGCCGUACCCUACACUCUACCCUACACUGUAUCCCACACUGUACCCUAAGCUGUACCCUACGCCGUACCCUAAGCCAUACCCUACACUGUAUCCCACACUGUACCCUAAGCUGUACCCUACGCCGUACCCUAAGCCAUACCCUACACUGUAUCCCACACUGUACCCUAAGCUGUACCCUACGCCGUACCCUAAGCCAUACCCUACACUGUAUCCCACACUGUACCCUACGCCAUACCUUACACUGUACCCUAAGCUGUACCCUACGCCGUACCUUACACUGUACCCUAAGCUGUACCCUACACCGUACCCUACACUCUACCCUACACUGUAUCCCACACUGUACCCUAAGCUGUACCCUACGCCGUACCCUAAGCCAUACCCUACGCUGUAUCCCACACUGUACCCUAAGCUGUACCCUACGCCGUACCCUAAGCCAUACCCUACACUGUAUCCCACACUGUACCCUAAGCUAUACCCUACGCCGUACCCUAAGCCAUACCCUACACUGUAUCCCACACUGUACCCUACGCCAUACCUUACACUGUACCCUAAGCUGUACCCUACGCCGUACCUUACACUGUACCCUAAGCUGUACCCUACGCCAUACCUUACACUGUACCCUAAGCUGUACCCUACGCCAUACCUUACACUGUACCCUAAGCUGUACCCUACGCCGUACCUUACACUGUACCCUAAGCUGUACCCUACGCCGUACCUUACACUGUACCCUACACUGUAUCCCACACUGUACCCUAAGCUGUAUCCUACGCCGUACCCUACACUCUACCCUACACCGUUCCCUACACCGUACCCUACACUGUAUCCCACACUGUACCCUAAGCUGUACCCUACGCCGUACCCUACACUCUACCCUACGCCGUACCCAACGCCGUACCCUAAGCCAUACCCUACACUGUAUCCCACACUGUACCCUAAGCUGUACCCUACGCCGUACCUUACACUGUACCCUAAGCUGUACCCUACGCCGUACCUUACACUGUACCCUAAGCUGUACCCUACACCAUACCCUACACUCUGCCCUACACUGUAUCCCACACUGUACCCUAAGCUGUACCCUACGCCGUACCCUACGCCGUACCCUACACUCUACCCUACACCGUUCCCUUCACCGUACCCUACACUGUAUCCCACACUGUACCCUACGCCGUACCCUACACUCUACCCUACACUGUAUCCCACACUGUACCCUAAGUUGUACCCUACGCCGUACCCUACACGCUACCCUACACUGUAUCCCACACUGUACCCUAAGUUGUACCCUACGCCGUACCCUACACUCUACCCUACACUGUAUCCCACACUGUACCCUAAGCUGUACCCUACGCCGUACCCUAAGCCAUACCCUACACUGUAUCCCACACUGUACCCUAAGCCGUACCCUACACUGUAUCCCACACUGUACCCUAAGCUGUACUCUACGCCGUACCUUACACUGUACCCUAAGCUGUACCCUACGCCGUACCUUACACUGUACCCUACACUGCGCCAUAACUUGACACAGCCCUCCCCAAAAAUGUAAACAGACGACGCUGGAGAGUUACUCCUUGCUGGCUCCAGAACAGGGGGGAUUGAGUUUUCUCAGUCGUGGCCUCUAGACUGGAAUGACUUGCCUCUUCAUGUCAGGCCGGCCCCCAGCCUUCCUGUUUCAGUCACGACUAAAAACUCACCUCUACCACUUGACUUUUAACCCAGUUUGAGACUUUAUGUUGCUAUUUUAUGGUUGUUUUUGUUUUGUAUUGAUUUAUUUAUUUGUUGAUUGAUUCGUGUCAGUGUUCACUUUGUACUCAACCUGGUUGUUUUUAAAUGUGCUUUACAAAUAAAGUUGGAUUAGAUUGGAUUGAAGUAUAAAUUGGCGUUAAAGCCUGAUGUACACUUCUGCGUCGUGUCUACGCCGCGGCCUAAGAUGAAGGCCACGCACACACGUGAGCAUUUAUACUUGUGCGUAGGUGUCUGUGUCACUCUGCAGUUAUGGCGCCAAAACGCUAGCUGGCGGUGGGUUUCUAUGUUCCACUGUGGUGAUUUCUGUCGGUGAGCCGGCUAACUUGCUGUUCAGCCCUCCUCUAACUUGAAUGGGGGUAAAAUAAUAAUCAUGCAGCUCUUCUAGACUUUCCAAAUGUUAUUGACCAAUUGGAUCAAACUCUGAUAGUGAAACAUGUCGCAAGGGUUGUGAUCAGAGCUUGAAAUUAACACACGCCAAAUGCGGGUGGAUUUCGGCCGUGGCGGGUAACACAGUCACUCCCACUCGCCACUUUGGUGUGUUUAAAAAUUGUAGUCUUUUCAAAAGGUAUCUGAAAUAACAAAUUGCAAUUUGACACUACAACUCCCAUGAGUACAGGAGAACAACCUUUCCAGAGUUAGUUCUAUUUUAUAAUAAACGUAGUCAUGCCCUGUAGGGCUUUGUUUCUAAUGCAGAUAAUUUUUCUACUCUGUAUUAUAGUAUUUAGUGCUGUUAUAAAUAAAUCAACAGCUCUUUCAGUCUUUACAAUGAGAAGCUACUAAAAUGUAAUUUUGGUGAAAACAUGUGGUGAGUAAAAAUGCUGCGUGGCUAGUAACUUUGGAAAACCACUGGCCACAUUGGCUCGUGAGCAAAAAAAGUUAAUAUCAAGCCCAGGAUGCUACCAAGCCGACCAAUCACAGUUCUUGCGUCUCUGUGACAUGUAGUUAGAUUUUUGGGGAGGUGAGCGUUGGGCUACGGCAUAAACUCGACGCAGAAGAAGUAAAAAUCAGGCUUUACAGUGUGGGAAUAAACCUGAGCGCCCUCUGGUGGACAGACGAGACACUGGCGCUCGUUCAUGAAACGUCUUUUCAGAUUUUAACUUAAUGAGAAGAUAACCUUUUCUUAUUCCUGAAUGACGACACCAACACGUUGAGUAUUUUCAGUUGGUGAUGAGUUACAUAACAGAUAAAAACAUUGUGACCUCCUUGAUGUUAGAGGACGCUGUGAAAUCAGUCAUCAAUAUUAAUCUUGUUCCUUCUCAGAGUGAAGUGGAUGUACAGCGUUCAAGCUUUUUUCUUUCAGUACUGGAGGGGUCGGAGUGUCUCUUGCUGCCUUCAGAUGAUUCUUUUCAUUGUUGAUUAAUCUGCCAAGUAUUUAAAGUGUUUCUCAGAGUUCAACUUUCCAGCUGUUUAUCUGUACUUAGCGGAACUCGUCUGAUCGUGUGAAACUUUUUCAGGACGUCUCUGCGCUCACAUGAUUCAUUCUUUGUCCCUAUUUAUUUUAUGCACAAAGAAAAUGCAACGUAUUUAUAAAUUUCAUUGUCUGUGGAAACAGUUUUUUGUUUUUUAUUGAAAGCCUCUUUGUAUGUUUUGUGAAAAACUGAUGCAAAAAUCUGUUCUGAGCCUUAUUGAUGUUUUACUGAGGAUUUAAUAAACCUCUGAUAUAAACAG
This is a messenger RNA of Micropterus salmoides (largemouth bass), 4894 nucleotides long. RefSeq names its product protein disulfide-isomerase A3-like. The coding region runs from base 1 to 1101 and encodes 366 amino acids. Gene Ontology annotation, biological process: protein folding; response to endoplasmic reticulum stress. The transcript has 8 exons. Gene Ontology annotation, molecular function: protein disulfide isomerase activity. The record is from RefSeq and is a predicted model, not a curated record. Gene Ontology annotation, cellular component: cell surface; endoplasmic reticulum. Lineage: Eukaryota; Metazoa; Chordata; Actinopteri; Centrarchiformes; Centrarchidae.